Molecule: messenger RNA, 718 nt
Organism: Benincasa hispida (wax gourd)
Lineage: Eukaryota; Viridiplantae; Streptophyta; Magnoliopsida; Cucurbitales; Cucurbitaceae
Source: RefSeq, a predicted model, not a curated record
CUUCCCCUUCAAUUUCGCUCCAAACUUCAAAAGGAUAAAUGGAGAAAGGAAAUAAAAAAUCGUUGGAAGGAUCAAAAUCUGGAAAAAAGUACAAGAAGAUCAAGGCUGAAGUUGAAACUACUAAGGGCAAGGAGACUCAAGAAAAGGGUGUUCAAGAGAAUGAACAGCAAAAACAAUUGCAAGAUGAAGAGAAAGAUCUCGAAGAUGAAGAGGAAGAUCAAGAAGAAAAAAAAGGAUAAAGAUAAAGAAGAGGAAGAGAAUGUAGAUAAAGAAGAUAUGACAAAAAAGAAGGUUAUUGAAAAGACUCUUAAAAAGAGUCCAAAAAAAUAUCGACUAAAGGUUGUGGUCGAAAAUAUGGAGGACAACAAGAGACGAAAAAGGCAAGCAAAACCAACCAAGAAAAUUUUGGAAAACGCAAAAAACAAAAACAAGACAAAAAGAAGGUAUCUCCAAAUGUGUCUACCAAGGUGUCUCCAAGCAAAGCUACAAGGCAUUCUCCAAGGUGGAAUGACGACACUUCAAGUUUUGAUCUCAAAAUAUCACAACUUUGAUUGACAACAGAUAGACUUGUUUAUUGACAAUAGAUAGACUUUUGCUUGACAAUGAUGGUUGCUUCUUUCUUUCUUUCUUUCUUUUUUUUUUUUUUUUUUUUUUUUUUUGACAAUAGAUAGGCUUCUGUGAUAAUUAGACAAUGAUUGUUAUGCUUUUGGAAAUUAGA